Molecule: messenger RNA, 798 nt
Organism: Aplysia californica (California sea hare)
Lineage: Eukaryota; Metazoa; Mollusca; Gastropoda; Aplysiida; Aplysiidae
Product: EEF1A lysine methyltransferase 1
Biological process (GO): methylation
Molecular function (GO): nucleic acid binding; protein-lysine N-methyltransferase activity
Source: RefSeq, a predicted model, not a curated record
GUAAUUGAGUUACUUCAAUUUCAAGGAGGACUUUGCAAUGUCAGAUAGCGAUGAGGAGCCACAGCUAUCAGCUCAUGCUCUAGCUGCCCUGCAAGAGUUCUAUAAGGAGCAGAAAGAAGACGCAGAGAAACUAGAGGAAGCGUUGACUUCAGGGGAUAACAAUAUUCAACUGAAGGAAGACUGGCAACUGAGUCAGUUCUGGUACGAUGACAGAACGGCAGAGAUGUUAGCUAAAGAAGCCUUGUCGGCUGUGGGAGACACAGGGAGAAUUGCUUGUCUCAGCUCCCCAACUGCCUACAAAAAAUUGCAAGAGCUCAAGCCAGAAACCGUGUUGGUGAAGUGCUUGGAAUUUGACCCUCGCUUCCAGGUGUUUGGAGAAGACUUUGUCAUGUACGACUACAAGGAACCUCUUAAGCUCGACCAAACUCUGAAGGGAGCUUUUGAUUUAGUGAUUGCAGACCCUCCCUUCCUGUCAGAGGAAUGCCUCACGAAGACUGCGGUUACCGUCAAGUUCUUGACUGCUGGAAAAAUUAUUCUUUGUACAGGAGCCAUCAUGAAGGAUUUGGCCCACCGACUUCUCAAUGUAACUAAGUGCAAGUUUGAGCCGUCUCAUUCCAACGGUUUGCAGAACGAGUUUGCCUGUUUUUCCAAUUAUGACGCCCCAGUUUUGAACUCAUAGCAUUGAUUUGUGUAUGUGUGUGUGUGUUUGUAGUUGCUUGAAAGAGAACGUAUGAUGAAGUGUGUUUGGAACAAAGUAUGACUUGAAUAAAAAGUGCGUUUUUGUUUCUACUAACAACA